This is a messenger RNA of Anoplopoma fimbria (sablefish), 1599 nucleotides long. It is a transcript of the gene cnot8, whose product is annotated as CCR4-NOT transcription complex, subunit 8. The transcript is spliced from 7 exons. NCBI's taxonomy places the organism in Eukaryota, Metazoa, Chordata, Actinopteri, Perciformes, Anoplopomatidae. Gene Ontology annotation, cellular component: CCR4-NOT complex; CCR4-NOT core complex; P-body. The record is from RefSeq and is a predicted model, not a curated record. Gene Ontology annotation, molecular function: nucleic acid binding; poly(A)-specific ribonuclease activity. Bases 206 to 1063 code for a protein of 285 amino acids.
GAAGCUGUAGAAUAGGGCGCAAACGAAGAAGAAGAACAACAGAAGCGCUAUCAACUAGCUUGUCGGGUUACGUCGAGCAAAUCCUGAGAGGUGUCUGCCUUCAUCACACUGCCUCCCCUUCGCCCCCCUCCCCUCCCCCUUCACAAGGUCGCAGGAUUGUUGGGGUUUUUAGCUCUUUUUUUUUUUUUUUUCCUGACCUGCCAACAUGCCAGCCGCACUUACAGAUUCCAGUCAGAUAAUCUGUGAAGUAUGGGCGAGCAACGUGGAGGAGGAAAUGAGGAAGAUCCGACAAGUUAUACAAAGCUACAACUUCAUUGCCAUGGACACAGAAUUCCCAGGGGUGGUUGUCCGACCAAUCGGUGAGUUCCGAAGCACAGUAGACUACCAGUACCAGCUGCUGAGGUGUAACGUGGACCUCCUGAAGAUCAUCCAGCUCGGCCUCACGUUCAUGAACGAGGAUGGAGACUACCCUCCUGGAACGACGACGUGGCAGUUCAACUUCAAGUUCAACCUCACAGAAGACAUGUACUCACAGGACUCCAUAGAUCUACUCCAGAACUCCGGCCUCCAGUUUAAAAAACAUGAAGAAGAGGGAAUUGAAACACUCUACUUUGCUGAGCUCCUCAUGACGUCUGGUCUGGUGCUGUGUGAAAACACCAAGUGGCUCUCCUUCCACAGUGGUUAUGACUUCGGCUACCUGGUGAAGCUCCUGACAGACGCACGGCUCCCUGAGGAGGAACAUGACUUCUUCCAGAUCCUCAACCUCUUCUUCCCCGCAAUCUACGACGUCAAAUACUUGAUGAAGAGCUGCAAGAACCUAAAGGGAGGGCUACAGGAAGUAGCGGACCAGCUGGAGCUGAAGAGGAUCGGGCGGCAGCAUCAGGCCGGAUCAGACUCGCUUCUCACCGGCAUGGCUUUCUUCAGGAUGAAAGAGCUGUUCUUCGAAGACAACAUUGAUGACGCAAAGUAUUGUGGGAGAUUGUACGGCCUGGGCUCGGGCUCCACCCAACCCCAGAACGGCAUCUCCAGCUCGGGCCAGGAGGAGACGAACAACAAGCACUGACUGAGCGCUCAAAAUCUUCAAGUGGAAUAUGCACUUGUUUUAAAACCCAACCAGCAGAUUUCCCCCCUCUGAUCUCCCUCAACACUCGACUCCCACCAUCCCCCCAAACGAGACUAAACAAAAUAUAUUUCUUUAAAUUUCCCUCCCGAGUGACUGUAAAAUGGACUCACAGUGACAUGGGAUCCUUCACUGGCUCAGUCGUUUUUUUUAAGUCGCUUUUACUGAGUAUAAGGUCAUAUAUCCAGAACACUUUUUUAAAUAUUCUUUUUUUUGUUUGUGUUUUGUUUUUCUUUUUCAGCAUUUCUAGUGACACCCUUCUUUAACAGCAUGGGACCAGCCCCCUUGUAUCAUACUGUGAUUUCAGACCAAACUUUGCCAAAACCAGUCAGAUUCUUCAGUUCAGACUCCUCCUCCUCCUCCUCAUCAUCAGCUGAUCGGCCUCUUGUUGCAGGGAUUUCAUUUUUUAAGUUAAUGUUGGAAGGGCCCUGUAAAUUACAAUGUAUAAUUUUGAUGAAAAUAAAAAUGUUUUAGCUCUU